Messenger RNA from Rhincodon typus (whale shark), 589 nucleotides. RefSeq names its product solute carrier organic anion transporter family member 1C1-like. Gene Ontology annotation, biological process: transmembrane transport; sodium-independent organic anion transport. The annotation marks the transcript as partial. Lineage: Eukaryota; Metazoa; Chordata; Chondrichthyes; Orectolobiformes; Rhincodontidae. Gene Ontology annotation, cellular component: membrane. The transcript is spliced from 4 exons. The record is from RefSeq and is a predicted model, not a curated record.
AAAGUGGCCUGAAUGCCCAAGGGUUGUCACUCUCACCUCCCUCGUUUUCAAAACUUAUGCCAGAAUGUUUUUUUUUAAUCAUUUGCUCCCAAGCGGAAACUGAAAGUUUUAAUGAUUAUAGCAGCAAGACUUUACCUUUAAUUGGAUUACUAACAACUGCAGCAGUCCCUUGCGAAACGGACACAGCAGCUUGUGUGAGGAAUUUACACAGACGUUUCAGCUUCACAAUGGAAACUUCACUCAAAGGAAAAGUUGCUUCGAAGAUUGAGUUCCCACCCGCAAAUGAGAAACACUCCCGACUUAAUAAUCUGAAGUUAUUUCUUGCGGCCUUGUCCUGCUUGUACUUUGCAAAAGCGUUAUCAGGGAGCUAUAUGAAGAGUACAAUAACGCAGAUAGAGAGACGCUUCGAUAUUCCAAGUUCACUCAUUGGUGUUGUUGAUGGAAGUUUUGAAAUCGGGAACCUGUUGGUGAUUGUAUUUGUGAGCUACUUUGGAGCAAAGUUUCACAGGCCCAGGCUAAUUGCAAUUGGAAGUGUGGUAAUGGCUAUUGGAACUUUUUUAAUAGCUUCACCUCAUUUCUUCAUGGGACG